Entrophospora sp. SA101 is the source of this 546-nucleotide messenger RNA. NCBI's taxonomy places the organism in Eukaryota, Fungi, Glomeromycota, Glomeromycetes, Entrophosporales, Entrophosporaceae. The record is from the annotation of a GenBank genome assembly.
AUGAAUUCUUUUAAAACGAUAAAAUCAUUUUUUAAUAAUAAUCAUUAUAAAGAUAAAUUAUUUUCUAAAUAUUUUUAUAAAUAUAAAUUAUUUAAUAAUUAUUAUUAUAAUAAUAAUAACAAUAUUAUUUCUUCGACUCGAACACUAACAUCAUCAUCAGUAAAAGGCUGGAGAAAAUAUGCACAACAAUUUCGUUCAAAACCUGCUUCAUACCUUUUUACUUUUGCAUUUUUACAUGAAAUAACAGCUGUGAUUCCAAUUCCUAUUGUGUAUAUUGCGUUAGAUACCACAGGCUUACAAGUGCCUUUUCCACAACAAAUAUUAGAUGAAGGUAAUAGGUUUAUUAAUCGAGUUGUAACAUAUUAUGGAUACGAACCAUUAGAAAAUGGUAGUAAAGUUGCAUUGAAUUUGGCCACUAGUUAUGCUAUUGUCAAGUCAAUAAUGCCAUUACGUAUAGCAGCUUGUGUGUGGAUGACACCUCGGGCUGCCGAGAAAAUUGUUAGCCCUAGUAUUUCAUUAUUUAGAAAAUUAAUUGGUAGGAAAUGA